UCAGUUUCUUGGAUUUUACGUUUGCUGACUGGAGUAGGUAAGACACUCCGUGUCCAUUAAGAUAGUCUUACGGUUCUUACAUGAUUGAUGGUACGUGUUUAAUUGGAAAGGUGUGCGUGACUUAUAACUAAUUCAUACGUUUCCAGUAAGAUAGUCAUACGUACCUUUAUGAGAUAGCCGUAAGUGUCUAGUAAGAUAGCCGUACGUACCUUUAUGAGAUAGCCGUAAGUGUCUAGCAAGAAGCAUCUUUUGAGCGAUUGUGUUAUUUUUUAAGUAGUACAAUAUUAUAAAGUUUGUGCAACCCAUCGCAUGACCAUUUAAAUGAAUGUAACAGGUUGAUGAGAUUUGGACGGAAUAUCAUUUGUAAAACCCUAAAAACAACAUUGCUCUAAAAAUCCUUUAUCAAAUGUAGUAUGGAGCACUUUUGUGGGGGGGGGGGGGGGAGCAUUGGGGGGGGGGUGGGGGGGGGAGGGGGGGUGGUUUAAAUUUGACAAAACAUGCAGACAGGUGACGCACUUUAUAAGAAUCCCAAUGAGUGUUCCCCACCUCAAGGCUCGCAACAGCACAUUUUUUUCCCACGCCCGCUGAACUCUAUUAACAUUCUAAUAACCCACCGACUUUUAAAUUGCAGAUUAAUUUCACAAAAUAUUUCAGACAAAAAAAUAUAUAUAAAUAUAUUACGCACCAAACCAUUAGCGAUCUAUUUUUUAAAAAUCUCAUUUAGCGAAGUUAUCGGAAAUUUUAUUUCGUGAAAUCAGUGUUAUCAUAUUGCCUCCAUCUUCCCCUUGAAAAACAGGACAAACGGAUUUUUGGGGGGUUGGGCGGUGGGGCGGUUGGGCUGAACAUUUGAUCGAAUGUGUAUGUCAUCGAAAAGGCGUCAGUGCACCAUAUUUCAGCUCGAUAGGUUGAAAGGAAGUGGAUCAAUUAGGCGUCCGGAGAUUUUUGUCAGCCAAGAAACCAAACCAAAGUUAAUAGAAAAGAUUUAAUAAUAAUAAUAUAAAAAAAAGGCUGACAAAGGAUGUUAUCAUUUAUUUAUUAUUUAAAAGAAUACAAUCCUAAACAAAGUUUUAGUACUUUUUUUUCCUGGAAAAGUGGGAUGGGGGGCGGGGGGGGGGGGAAUCAGCCUCAUUUUCUGCUCAGACACUAUCUCAUGAUAAUUCCUUUCUGUUGAAACACCUGGAGGGUGCUAAAUUAGUAGACUUUUUUUUUUAAUGCAAACAUUUUACAGGUAAGUUUUCUCCGCAAAUUUUUGUUUCUAAAGUGGGAUGGGGGGCGGGGGGGGGGGAAUCAGCCUCAUUUUCUGCUCAGACACUAUCUCAGGAUAAUUCCUUUCUGUUGAAACACCUGGAGGAUGCUAAAUUAGUAGACUUUCUUUUUUAAUGCAAACAUUUUACAGGUAAGUUUUCUCCGCAAAAUUUUGUUUCAUUAAAUAAAGGAGCCAGCUUUGAAAGGUAAAAAUGUACAUAUAUAUACCAAAUGUAUAAGCGCAAUAGUAAGUGAAAAAUUAAAAAAAUAAUUUUUUUAAAAGUCUAUAAAUUUGUUGACGAUAUUAUAACGUUUAAAGUUUUUAAUGAAAAUAUUUUCUUCAAUUCGGUCGAGAACAAAUAUACAAAGAAAAGAAUGAACGAGUUGGAAAAUGUCAAUCUAGAAAUCAAUAAAAAUAAAUUUAUGUAGCCCCCUCCAGGCCCCCUCCCAGCCCCAGCCCCAUCCACCCCCCCCCCCAAAGCACUCCAAGCAUCCCAAUGGUAUAGGCCUAAAAUUAAAUUGGCUGAUGUAGAGGAUUUGUUAAGAGAAUGACGAUUCUAUUCAACAGCAAGAGACACCAUUUUAAGCCAGUCAGGUUUGUGCAAAGGGUCAGGUGGCUUAUUGAAAACUGUGAGGAGGGGGGGGUCGAGUGUUGACCUGGUCUCAACACCCCCUCUUUCAGACCAACAGACCCUGGUGCGUUCUCUUGUUUAGGACACCUUUUAUCCAGGUGUGUUUACUUAACACUAGAAACACAAAAAGGUGAGGCUGUCCAUAAGGUACGUCAGGCUAUUUUUUUUUUGGGGGGGGGGGCAAUUUUUACCCCCCCCCUCUCCCCUGUCACAAUCUGAAACAAAAAUCCGACCCCCCUCCACCAACCCCUAAAGUACGUCACGUUUUCAAAUUAAAAAUGUGCAAACUAAUUAAAAUGAAUUUGAUCUAAAACACACAUCACUACCAACUAUUACAUUUAUAAGUAGUGACAUCCUCUAUCGGAACAGAUUCGUCACAACAGUAGGCUCAACAUCACUGUCAAAUUCAAGUCUGUCUGUGAAGACAAAACAAACAAGCAAAGAGGGUGUGACGUCACACAAAAUCUUAACCAACCCCCUCCCGGCGCCACAGACUGUCACACUUUCUUAUAACCCCCCCUAACCCCCGCCCCCCCCCCCCCGCCACCCAUUUAAGGUCUGCGUCAGUGACGCACUUAACAGACCAAAUUAGUCACGAUCUCUCGAAUAACAUUUUUUCCAUUUUGUUCGACCUCUGUUCGUGUUGCUUGGUCAUUAUAUAAAAAAUUUUUUUUAUCUUAAUCGGAGGGGGGGGGGGGAUAUUUUAAUUUAUGAAAAGAAAUUGCACAAUUAACCAGCUAUGUCUAUAUGCGAAGUGAAAUUUUGAAUCAGCCCCGAAAAGAAUCAUGCGAGCAUAACUUAUUUUUAAAUUUAAAAAAACAGCUCGUGUGAUGAUAGUGUAGCCAUCAGUUGAAAAGAAAGUAGGCCUACACAAUUCCUUUCGGAACUUGUAUAAUUUACAAUCAUAAUAACUGUGAUAAAUAGUUUUACAAAAAUCCCGUUUGCGUCGACUCGAUGACUUGCUAUUUUAAUUUUCAAACAAAUUUAGACCUAACUAUAACGUUUUUCUUUGGAACAAUAGUGUAUGUAAAGCUUGUAAAUAUAUGGAUUGUUUCCUUUGUAACAUGUCUUGUAUUGUUGUUUAUUUGUUUGUUUUUUGGUUUUGUUGUUUUUGUUGUUGUUUUUUUUUUGCGGUUUCGUGUUACCUUUGUUUCUUGCGAGACGUAAAAAUACAAUAAAAUAAAUUUUUGCAACCACAUUUCAGAAAAAUGUAAAGCGAUCUUUUAAUUCUUCGAACACAUGUUAUACUUUCGUAAUUUCGGAAAAGUGUUUCAAACAGGAGGCACACAAUUAAAAUCAUGCGAUUCGCAAUAAAACAUGUCAACAAUCUACAGUGUGAGAAGCGCAUCUAUGGGGUGAGCUGAAAGAAAAAUUCAUAGCAAAACAAGUCACGGGAAAAAAAAUUGGACAUACAGUUAAAAUUAAAGUGAAUAAAAAGUUUUGUAUGUGACAUUUUUCUGUCACUUUAUUUUUCCUCUAAUUUUUUUUUUUUUUUUUUUUUUUUUUUUUUUUUGAGGGGGUGGGGGUUGACUUUUUUUCCCUGUACUCCUACAAUCCAUCGAUGGACGCAUUCCAAAGACGUCAUUCAAACAAAACAAUGUGACAACGAACCAAAAAAACUGACUUUUAACAAGUACGAAUCUUGACGUUAACAAUCUCAAGCAGAUCAGAGACUACAGAAAAAACACAAUCUGACACGGAAAGUUGUUAAAAGAAACUUUGUUACAGAUCGUUUAUUAUAAAAAAAAAACAAACCUAAGUUUCCCGGGGACGCAAACAACAAUAAAGUCAUAUUUUUUUCACCUGUUAUGUGGCCUCAACCGUUCAGACGCGUUUCGCUGACCUCGGGUCAUUUUAUCAUGAUUUAGCCUUGACCUCGCUUAACAGGAAGACAAUAUUUACGAAUAUAUUUGUCUUUAAAUCUACACUUUCCUCAAUUAUAUCUUCGAAAGCUUUAAAAAAAAAUUUGCUCAAUUAAAAGGCCUUAUUGUGUUAUUUAAGGAUCUUGUGCUUGACUUUUAAAUAGAUAUUUUGUAAAGACUUUAUCAAUUUUAUAGACCGCACCUAAUUUUAAGACCUAACUUAUUUAAAGACGUUACUUUAUUGAAAGACCUUACUUUAUUUAUAGAUCUAACUAUAUUUAAAGACCUUACUUUAUUUAUAGAUCUAACCAUAUUUAAAGACCUUACUUUUUUUAUAGAUCUAACCAUAUUUAAAGACCUUACUUUAUUUAUAGAUCUAACCAUAUUUAAAGACCUUACUUUAUUUAUAGAUCUAACCUUAUUUAAAGACCUUACUUUAUUUAUAGAUCUAACCAUAUUUAAAGACCUUGUCGAAUUAAAGACGCUACCAUAUUUAAAAAACUUUCUAUAUAUAAAGACAUUGCUGACUUUAAAAGCCUUCCUACAUUUAAAGGUGUUUUUUCGAUUCAAAGACCUUACAAAAUUUCUAGAUGUUAAAGACCUUGUCAGAUUUAAAUACCCUACCGGAUGCAAAUACCCUACAGGAUGUAAACACCCUACCAGUAGUAAACACCCUACCAGUAGUAAAUACGUUGCUUAGUUUAAAGUGCCGGGUUGGGGUAAGAUGUAAUAAUCGUGGACCAGCUGACUGGAGUGACCCACUUCACAAGCGACAUACUCCAGUCUUCCUGCAUUGUCCAGGGGGUCAACGUUUAUAAUCUGUGUCCAGCGGUACAGGCCAUUGCCCAGAUCGUCCACACUUUCAGUUGUGUCCGCAAACGGUUGGCCAGCGGCGUUCCACGCGUGGAGUUUGGCGUCAGGCUGAUAUGGGGUGUUGAUGAUGCAAGUGAUAUUCACCUCAUCCUAUUAUAAAAAGAUCAACACGUUAUUAAUAUAUAUAUAUAUCAUAAUAUAUGUAUGUAUAUAUAUAUAUAUAUAUAUAUAUUUUUUUUUUGUAGUUUUGAUUUUUUUUUUUUUUUACCUAUUGGUUUUCAUAUAUAUAUAUAUAUACGUGAUUAAAGUAUAUUUUUGCUCCACUGAAGCUUAAUAAUAUACUAAUUAUGGAACAAGACGUUUCAUUUAUCCUAGAUUUUUUAAAGUUUUACAACUAUUUUACAAGAACUCCUCUUACGAAGCAACUCUUGACUCCCUCUAAUAUGUCCUUGCUACUGAACCAAAUGCUUUCUGAUUCAAGCUCAAUAACCUCUGGUAACUAACUGAACACCUUCAAAUACCUUCUGACCAUGGACCCCAUAACCCUGAUACUGAACGAAACACCUUCAAAUACCUUCUGACCGUGGACCCCCAUAACCCUGAUACUGAACGAAACACCUUCAAAUACCUUCUGACCGUUACCCCCAUGAACCUGAUACUGAACCAAACACCUUCAGAUACCUUCUGACCGUGGACCCCAUGAACCUGAUACUGAACCAAACACCUUCAGAUACCUUCUGACCGUGGACCCCCAUGAACCUGAUACAGAGCCAAACACCUUCUGACCAUGGACGAAGAUCACCCGUCUACGAUUCCUCAUCUCUGAUCAUUGAAUAAAAUAACGAAUUAAGCAAUGCAUAGAUACACACGUCUUUUACGGUGACCGAAGACAUUUCUUUGACAAUCGUCAUCGGGUAGUAGUGAAACACGUUGAAAUCCACAACAGCCUUGACAUUGCCCCUGCCGGAACCUUCACAGGUAAACCACUCGUUCUUGAGCGGGUCCUGGUCCCCCGCAAAGAGCAUGGUAUGGGACAUUGAGUUUCUCGUCCUCUGCUCGUGGUAACUGAGCAAAUAAUAACAAAGCUUUGUCACACUCAUACACACAAAAAAUGUUUUAAAAAAUUAGUGAGACACCUUCUUGGCAAUUUUUACCAGAUAUUGAAAUUAGAAAUACAAGGUGGGUGGGGGGGGGGGGGGGGGGGGGGGGGGGGGGGGGGGGGGGGGGGGGGGGGGGGGGGGGGGGGGGUUCCAGCAAAUUAUUUUUUUAAACAAAUAAUCUGGACUUUGAGCUAGAAGAUUAGAUGGUCAGAAUUUGAUUUUAGCAUGACACGACAUCAGCAGUAUAUUUACUUUUAUUUUGCAAUGUUACCGCUUUUCAAAGUACAACUACAGAGGAUAUUACUUUUCUUAAAAUUGUUUCGUUUACAUGUUGGUUUUUUCCCCCUUGCAAGCUAAGUUUUUUCUUUUUUAAAGACAUAGCCCUGUUAGAAUAAAUUUCUUUUUUGCUUGAUAAUGUAGCAUUUUCAACAUCUUAUCUACCAUUUUCAACAUCUUUUCUACCAAUUUCAACAUCUUUUCUAAUAAUUUCAACAUCUUAUAUACCAGUUCCAACAUCUUAUCUAAGAAUUUCAACAUCUUAUCUAACAAUUUCAACAUCUAAUCUAACAAUUUAAACAUUAAUUCAUUUCAUUUACACCUCAGAAUUACGAUGGAUACGUCAUUUUCGUUUUCGUAGUUGGAGUUGUGGACGAUGGCUGCUUUAGUAACUUCAUCCCCAAUGACGUCACAUGUGACGCUGCAUAAUUUGUGGUAGCUAAAAAUAAAAGACAGAGUAUUGUGAAACUGAAAACACAAGAAGUAUUGAGAGCACAGGUCAGCAUGGCCCAUACGACAAUGUUACGUUUGGACAGCAUGAUCUACGACAAAGUCACAUUGGGCAGCACGGUUUACGACAAAGUCAAUUCUGGGCAGGAUGGUCUACGACAAAGUCGAGUCUGAGCAGCAUGGUCUACGACAAAAUAAUGUCUGGGCAGCAUGGUCUACGAGAAUUUCACGUCUGGGCAGCAUGGUCUACGACAAAGUCACGUGGGGGCAGCAUGGAUGGUUUACGACAAAAUCACGUCUGGAAGGCAUGGUCUAAGACAAAAUCAGAUCUGGGUGGAAUGGUCUCGGCAGCAUGAUCUACAACAAAGUCAUUAAUGGGCAGAAUGGUCGAAAAUUGCGUCAUUUAUGGGCCGCGUGGUCUAAAUCUACGUCAUUUUUUUGUACAGCUGGGAAUAGCGUAUGAUAGUUUCGCUAUUGUGCAAUACAAUUUUUACUCUUUUUAACUCUUCGGAUAAUAAAUGUCCUCUAUCAUUUAUUGCUACUUACAUACAAGGGACAGCAUUCCAGUCUCCCACCAUCCUCCUGACAGGAGUUAUCUUUAUGCCUAGGUAACGUGGUGGAAAUGACGUGGACUGGCUGUAGGGUCUUAUUAUGACACGGUGGGUGACCUGCGGCAAAAUUGACCAGAAUACGGCUAAAAAGAUUGUGUGAAACUGUUGUCCCUCAAUAAAUGGCCCCAGACUGACCCUGGUUAUAGUCCAACGUAUGUGAAUGCAUGCCAUCUUUAGGGACGGGUUUUUUAAAUGGUGUAUAGUUAGAAAUAUUUCUAUGGCAGAAAUAUAGCAACAAAACCCUUAUUUCUUAUAAUCCUUAAUGACUAGAAAUGUUUGCUUUGGUGAUCCAUCAUUGAGCUAGGCAUGGUUUGUACAGAUGAUGUACGGCUAGCAAUAUUGUGUAUAGCUGAUGAAUAGCUAGAAAUGCUUCGUAUAGCCGUUUUAUGGCUAGGAAUGUUUCGUAUAGCUGCUGAAUAGUUAGAAAUAUUUUGUAAUUGCAGCUGUAUAGCUAGAUAUGUUGUUAUAGCUGUUUUAUAGCCAGGGAUUUUUGUAUAGCUGUUAAAUAACUAGGGUCUGUUUGUCUAGCUGUUGUAAAGCUAGGAACAUUGUUUACAGCCGCUCUAUAGCUAAGGGUAUUAGUGAUAUUUCAUAUAGCUGCUGUAUAGCUAGGAGUGUUUCGUAUAGCUGUUGCAUAACCUCAAGCUACAUACUGCUAUAGAGACCACAAUCCCUCCGGUCAGCUGAUGACGAAAUGCAAAGGCGAUGUAGCCACUCCAGAGCUGCUUUGAUGUCUUCAUAGUGAUCUGCACUUCAUUCACACCGCCGACUGCCAGGCUUGAAAUUCAAUUGAAUGAACAUGUAAAUAUUAUGUCAAAGUUUACACAAUUUUCAUUAACAUAUAUUGACGGUGAAAGUGAAUGUAUUUAAAUCUAAUUUACCAUAAAAAGCAUAUGUAUUUUUACGCCAAUUACAACUCAAUGGAUGUCAUAGUGCGUGAUCUCCAGUUGAGAUCAACAAUAAAAUAAUCUCAGUAUCUCCUAUAUUCAUAGCAGAACAAGUAUGAAAAUAAACUAAAUGUCUACAAAAUAUGUUGACAAGAUGACCAAUUACCUCGGAAAGAGUUUUAAGUGGUCGUCAACAUGUUGCUCAUUCGUGGUACAAAACCUACACAAACUCUUUCCUCUGACCUUCGCGACUCAGUUGUCCAUUGUGUUCGUUCUCAUACAUGCUUGGCUCGUUAAAUCGCCCUACCUGUCACAAUAGUCUCACACUUUGAGUAUAAACUAUAUGUGUGCUCCUUGCUACCGCCUUACCUGCCACAACAGUCACCACAAUUUGUGUCUAAACCACUAUUGCCCAUGCUAGUGCCCUACCUGUCAAAGUACUCCAAGAAUUUGAAAUCAAAAUCUGAAAGGGGACGUUCCACAAUUUCACUGGUCAGCACGUCAAACCGAGCCAGUGAAAUGUUCAGAUCUAACUCGCCCCCCUUUCCAUCUAACGACGGUUCUGUUUUCACCUGUAAGAUAUAAAUGUGGGGGACACUUCCAAGAAUAUUUAAAAUUUAAACAAUCUAACAGCAGCUAAAACGUAAAAAUACGAAUAUUUUUUACGAUAAGGAUUCUUUUAAUUGUAUUAAAAAAAUAUAGAAACUUUUUAAAGAAAAUAGCAUUUUUUUCCCUUCAUAUUAAUGGCUUCAUAUUUGAAGGUUGUAAGAUAUAUGGGACUUUAUAUAUGAAAAUCGUAGGGAAAUGACAGGUGGUUCAAGCCGAUAACAAAAUACUAUUUUUUUCAAAUUAUUCUAUUACAACAUUUUUUUUUUAUUCGCAUGACAGAAAUUGUAAGUGUUCGCGUCUAACUUGCUCCUCGCUGUAAGAGCAGUGCUUAACACAGGGCCAGCCUUUAAGGGGUGCGACCUGUGCCCUAGCACAGGGCGCCGUUGCCAUAGGGGCGCCUGGCGCGCCAUAAAAUAUUUAAAUUCCCUUAGUUUAUUAUAGUGACGGUGUGAACCUUGGGGUCCGGGGGUGAGAAACGGUAUUCUAACUUGUCGUACACGGCGUGUGCGUAGGGCGCCAUCAACGAUCUUCGAAAAUAGAGGAGGGGGGGGGAAGCAUUGCAUGUGGGCGCCAUGGAAGAAAAAUAGAAAGUGAAAUAAAAAAAAUAAAUAUGUUGAUACAAGUUAACAAAAACAAUUUUAUUGUUGAUUUUGUGUCUUUAAAAAAUAACAUUGGUAAUAAACUCAUUACCGAAUAACUAGUUUUUCUGUUAAUGGUUAUACAUAAAAGGGGCGCCAAAGUCAAGCUUGCACAGGGCGCCAGCAAUCGUUGGGCCGGCCCUGCACAACAGUACAUUUUCAUUUGGAUUUUUUUAUGUGGAAGAAAGAUUCACAGUUCAGAUUCCGAUGAGAAAUUAUGACACCGCGAGACUUUAAUGAAAAUAAAAGAAAAAAAGAAACAGGUUCAAAUAUGAGAAAAAAGUUGCUAAAAAUUAUUAUUAUUUUUAAAUAAACCUUUUUAAAAGUCUUCAAUGCGCAACGCAUUACCAUGACCUGACAUACGGUCACUUGCGUUACAAACGACCCCUUGCGGCACCGAUUCUCAACCUGUGGGUCGCGACACCUUUAGGGGGGGGGGGUCGUACUACCCUUUCACAGGGGUCGCCUAAGACCAUUCGGAAAACACAUUCUCUACAUUUAUGACGUAGCAACCAACAUAAUUUUACGGUUGGGGGGUCACCACAACAUAAGGAACUGUAUUAAAGGGUCGCGGCAUUGGGAAGGUUGAGAACCACUGCCUCACAGCGACAUACCCUUUUAACGCAGUGACCGAGUACAAUUUCUUUGUGGUCCGUGGGACUUUGCAGUGACCUGCGUUACCUUUCACUUGACUCCCCCCCCCCCCACAACUACCUUAAAUACGUUGUCUUCUCCGUCUUCAUACUGGAUAUCCCCCGGAUACUGCAAGGAAAUUUCUGGAAGAGAUACGGUGGCCAGGUUCAUGGUUCCGGGUUUCGUUUCACUGACGUCGAACUCCAAGACCUGGGUGUUCCUAUGUCAAAUAUAAUCAAAUGAAAGGAUGAACUUUUUUUUUUUAAGUACUUGGAUGGUCUGUACGGUGAAGACUGACGCAGUAUGACAUGUCAAUAAAGAUGCCUAGGCUGUCUAGCACAUCAAACGCAUCACGUGACAUCAACGAUGUUUGCGUGUGUCUAAGGAAGUGUCAGUAGGAAUCAAAAUAAGCAUUUCUAGUCUUCAACCUCAAGCACUGAAGACCUCUCAGGAUUCCGAUCAGUCCGACAGUCAUCAUCUCCUGACUAAUUUUUUUUAUAGAAUCUGAUUCUGGCGUAAGCCUAGAGACUGCAACUUCACUUUAAAAUGUUCUUAUGUUCAAAUUCUGCAUAUUGACUUCACUUUUGUUCAUGGGUGACUGGCUGACUGGCAAAAUCUUUGGAGGGCUAAUUGACCCACUUCCCGUCAGCCUAUUGAGCUGAAACGUGGCACACAGGCUCUUUGCCCAUGACCAGACAUUCUUUCAAAUGUUAAGCCCUAACCCCCCAAAAAUCAUUUGUUUCCUUUUUUCAAUGGGUUUAUAAAACAAGACCUUGGAGAAAAAUUUCCAAAAUGAACUCGGUGCGUAAUAGUUUCUUUUUUUUCUAAAAAUAGCUGGUGAAAUAAAUCUCCUGUGUUAUAGCGGGUAGGCAUUGUAAUAUUAAUAUUGUUCAGGGGUGAGAAAACAAACAAGCGGUUGUGAGCCUUAGUUAAAAGGGGGGGGGAGGGGGGGUGCACUAAUUUGGAUUCUUAUAAAAUGCAUUGCUUGUGUGAAUGUUUUGUCCAAUAUUUUGAGAAUAUUUUAGCCAUUGCCCAAUAUUACAUUGAAACAAAAUUAUUUAUAAAAUAAACUUUGUUUUUGGGAGGUUGUUGAAUGUGCGUGUAAGGUUCAGCAAACCAAAAGUUUCAUCUGGGGGGGUUGUUGGUGUGCGUGUAAGGUUCAGCAAACCAAAAGUUUCAUCUGGGGGGGUUGUUGAGUUUGCGUGUAAGGUUCAGCAAACCAAAAGUUUCAUCUGGGGGGUUGUUGAAUGUGCGUGUAAGGUUCAGCAAACCAAAAGUUUCAUCUGGGGGGUUGUUGAGUGUGCGUGUAAAGUUCAGCAAACCAAAAAGUUUCAUCACUUAAAAUCACUCGUAAUUUAUACGCACCCAAUUUUCCCACACGUGAAGGUCAUCGUAAGAUUCGUCUGUAUCUGGUCGUAGAUGACCACGCUGGUCUCCAGGACCCUGCCCGAGAUGACGUUAGUGGAUCCUGGAGGAUAGAUCAAAUGUGUUAAUUUGUUUUUUAAUUACAGGGGAAAAUCCAAGUUAAUAUAACAAGCUGGUGGUGAGUUGAGGGUUGGUUGGGGGGGGGGAGAUGAGGUGAAUGUUAGAUACAACAUUCAGGACUUUCAACGCAAUUCUAAAACAAGCAAACUAAUAAUAAAGACACUGCAUUUCCUUGAUGGUUAUCACCCCAGGAAUCAAAUGUGUUAAUUUGUUUUUUAAUUACAGGGGAAAAUCCAAGUUAAUAUAACAAGCUGGUGGUGAGUUGAGGGUUGGUUGGGGGGGGGGGAGAUGAGGUGAAUGUUAGAUACAACAUUCAGGACUUUCAACGCAAUUCUAAAACAAGCAAACUAAUAAUAAAGACACUGCAUUUCCUUGAUGGUUAUCACCCCAGGAAAUGCCAUUUCCCAAGAUGUUAUGGGUUUAUUGUUUGCUAGUUUCAGAUAGUUGGUGAAGGCUGCAAACGAAGAUAUUAUAUUAUUAACUUGACAAAGACUGAAAGACUAUACUCAGUCGAGAUGCGCAUUGACCAAUGACGCACAUACACAUUGAGCAGUGACACACAUCGACCAAUGACACACACUGACCAGUGACACACACUGAACAAUGACACACGCUGACCAGUGACACACAUCGACCAAUGACACACACUGACCAGUGACACACACUGACCAGUGACACACACUGAACAAUGACACUCAUUGGCCAAUGGCACACAUUGUUACAUGAAUGUUUGGAAGGAGUAAAGCUCCUGAAAAAUAAAUGGAUGCGUCACGAAGCUGACAUCACUCGGAGACGGACACGAAAAUUACAUUUCUACAUUAUGUUCAGUGGCCAUUCAUUCAAUCGUUAGGUUUUUAAAAUACAUUCGCUUCAACCUGUGUCAGGACUGCACGACACCCCCCCCCCAAACCAAACUACUCAUAUUUCCCCGUAGUGAAAACCCAUUUAGGAUCCACCAGCACAUUCUGACAACCAUGGACACCAAUCACCUUCUAGCAUGGCAUCAUCGUCUCUCCAGGUCACAGGGACUCCCUGCUCCUGCUCGAUGUACCGCACCGUGAGGUUAAACCCACCCACACCCCGCCGGGUCUUCUCAGCUCCCAACAAUUUGACGCAAGUGCGGAGUGGGUCGUACUCCACCAAGGGGUCAUCGUCUGAGUCGAUGGCGCUAUCACGGAGAUCACGCUCGUGGAACUGAAAGGAAAAAUUGAGAGAACGUUCCUUAAAAGAACACAUGUGUGUGUGUGUGUGUGCGUGUGUGUGUGUGUGUGUGUGUGUGUGUGUGUGUGUGUGUGUGUGUGUGUGUGUGUGUGUGUGUGUGUGUGUGUGUGUGUGUGUGUGUGUGUGUGUGUAUAGGAAAGGGUACUAUGAUGAUUUUGUAAAAUCUUGAGUUCAAAACGUUUAAAUUUAUAUAUUUGUCAAUCAGUUUGCAAGCCAACAGUGUCAAUUUACCCAUUUGCCCCUUGCUUGUAUUAUAUACCAUAUUAGUUAUGUUUUCCUGAAUGAACAGCCAAGGAGAGGACAGGGAUUUGGCGUUAACCAUAGACCAUGUGAGACCCGGUGUCCCAUAAUCAAACCACGACGUGGCCUCAUGUGGAGAAUUGAAAGGCUCAAAGGUCUCAACACAUUUUUCAGCAUCACACUAAAGGAAUCGUCUCCAACUACAUUUCAGACAAUUUGAUACGCAUUGAUUUUAACCCAUGAUAUAUAUAUUUGCCAAAUUUGACAUAUCUUGUACUGCAGUCAUUGCUUAAUAAUGAUAGUCUUUUGCACCCUUGCGUAUUUCAUCUAUGAAAAAUAUCAUUGAUGAUCUCUUAGAUAUAUAUUUAGCUUCUGGUGUGUCCUGCUUCCUCUUCAAACCCGCCCCUAACUCACUCAUGUUUUAUAUUAACAGUUGCGAGUGAAAAAAAAGUGUGACACGCAGCGAGCUUCAUGAGUCACGUCUGAACUCUUCUAGAGAGGUUGAAUUAUUUUGUCGUUAUAGGGUAAGGCGACUACAUGUGGUCACACAGUGCGCUUCAUGCCGACACCGGCAUCUCUAUUCGCGGAUCCGGCAACUGCCUGUUCCUCAUCAGUGGGUACUUUCUUGACACAAACGGUUGACGAAUCCAAUGCACUCUCACUACAUGGUCAUAUUAUAAAAAAUGAGAACUUUAUUCUUUUAUUAUUUAUUUUUGUGUGUUUGUGUGUAACACUUGGACCUACCGGGUAUUUUCUCAAAAUACACGAAACCCGGUGUUAAAAAAAAAACACUGCACCCGGUUAAGCGCUGGUGUUAAAUAUUCAACUUUUAAAAAGUAAGAAACUGGGCACUCCAUAAAAAAAAUAUAUUUUUAUUGAUCAAAUUAAUCAAGUUAAACAAGUUAAACACCGCGACACGUUAACCUACCGAAAUGUCGGCCGAACUUUGACCGAUCACCAACAAUAACAGCCACAAGUGUGAAUACAUUACAGCUUGGUGUCUCAGGACACAUGAAUGUCAUCAACUGAGUGGACAUAUGAAUAUCAUCAACUGGUGGUGAUCCCCUUCAACUGCUAGGCCUGCACCGGCAAACAAUACGUUUCGUAAUGAGUCUUAAAUACACACGUUAAUGGUAAUUUUAAUUGCUCUGUUAAUGACCUACCGUGUCAGCGGACCCAAAUAAAAUUUCUGAUAGGGGAAACAAGCCUGAGAUAGUUCACAAUUUCCCCCAUGGGCUAUUUUAUGGUCAUUAUCGAGUUGACUAGUCGAAUUUAUUUGAAUCAAAUUAAGGACGUGCGAUACGGCAACUGGGCAUCAUGGGGACCAUUCGUUAAGAAUGUGCCACUUCUGACAGCCCCCCCCCCCACCCCACACUUGUCACUAAAGUAGUGACCCAUCUAGCCCCCAUCCAUGAAACCUGCGGACAUAUUAUAUUGAUGUUAAGCUCAACUUAGGGUGCAACUGAGAUCAGAUACACUUUCACUAGAGUAAGAAAACUGAGAUCAGAUACACUUUCACUAGAGUAAGAAAACUGAGAUCAGAUACACUUUCACUAGAGUAAGAAAACUGAGAUCAGAUACACUUUCACUAGAGUAAGAAAACUGAGAUCAGAUACACUUUCACUAGAGUAAGAAAACUGAGAUCAGAUACACUUUCACUAGAGUAAGAAAACUGAGAUCAGAUACACUUUCACUAGAGUAAGAAAACUGAGAUCAGAUACACUUUCACUAGAGUAAGAAAACUGAGAUCAGAUACACUUUCACUAGAGUAAGAAAACUGAGAUCAGAUACACUUUCACUAGAGUAAGAAAUGUUACGGAAAAAAACAACAACCAAAAAUCAUUCCACCAAAAAAUAGUAUUUGUCAAAAUGAAAAGAGUCGGCGAGACUGAUACUUAGAGACAUACUGAAGGAGAUCCCCUAAUUAUCAAGCAUUUUUAUCACAUUAAUUCACGACAGCCAUGAACAAAAUGCAUGCUUAGACCUAUCAUCAGCUUUGACUACCCACGGCCGUGCAUGUUCUGUGUACUAGAGCAAUGAAAACGUCCCACGUGCUAACUGAGAUUUCAUUUUUAAUUUCUUGAUUACUUUUACAGCUAAAGAUGCCUAAUUUUUUUAUUUUUUUUAUUUUUCAGAAUGUCUAUCAGCGGUAGAAUAUCUCUGAUUUCUCUGGUGGCUGUCGUCCUAAUAGCCGUGGGUACGCUCCUGCAUGUCAUUGGACUUGCCACCCCCGAGUGGUCAGCGAUAAGAACUCUUAGAUCGUUUUACGUGGGCCUGUGGAAGGCGUGUGUGCCAUUAGGAUGCGGUGAAUACAACGGACAUGCGGCAGGUAAAUCAUCGCCAGACUUUUGUGAGGAUGUUGCGAGGAGGCAGUGAGGGUCUUUUUUGGUUUUAAAAUAGAGCGUGCUCAGAGCCGUCCCGUGGGCCCUGGAACCCUUGCAGCUGCAAGAGGCCUCAGAAAUUAGGGGCCCAAAUUUGUAAUGUGAAAAACAACCCAUCUAUUUUGAUGUUGGAGGCAGAAAAGUGAAAAGUGGCAGAGUGACUCUGAGUGACUCUGUCUUUUUUUUUUAUGACGGGGUUUAAAGUUGUUGUUGUUGUUUGUUUUGUUUUUUCAUUUUGUUUUUAAAUAUUGUUACCAAUUUUGUUAACAGAUUUAAUUAUUUUACUAGCCAGGAGUUUUUAGCAUUUAAAUUUCAGAAAUUUUAAAUCUUUGUAGUUUUUUUUGUUGCGCCUAAUAUAUAUAUAUUUUUUAAAGCUUAAAAAACAUCUCUCUAACAAAGUGAAUGUCUGUCCUAGUAAAAGAAAAGAAAAUCUAUUUUUUAAGAAUUUUAAAAUCGAAAUGACUUCUGUUGUUUUUUUUUUGUUUUUUUUAUAAAAACACCAUUAAUAUAUUUUACUUUUUAAUUUUUUAAAUAAAGCAACUCCGAUGAUGUUAAUAUUUACCUGUUUAUAACCCCUUUAGAUAACAUCAAGUCUUGCGAAGCUUUCGCCAUUUUGGGGAUGCUGGCCAGUUUUGUGGGUCUAACUAUGGCGGCCAUUGACUUCACGCUUCCACUCUUGGGGAAAGGUGGAGUCAAGACGUUGUCUCUGUUUUCAUUGGCUGCUUGUUUAGCAUCACGUACGUAUGAGUCGAUAGGCCCAUGCUUUCCAAACAUUACAUUUCGGCGACACACAUUUUUUUUUAAAGACAUGCAUAAUCUCGCGACACACGGGCUCAAGCAUAAAGUGCAUGAACGCGAUAUAUAAGGGACACAACAUAUCUCACUUUUAUUAUGUUCAAAUUGUAGGAGCUAUUAGUGAAACACCACUACCAAAAUCUACACCACCAGCCUUAUACAUUAUAUGAACUGAUUCCAAUCAUUCACUAUUUCAACUUCUCAUUCAGUAAGAGUAAACUUUAUCACUCAGAUGAAAGAAAUGGAUUCCUCAUCCAAUCGAAGUCUUAAUUUCUCAUCCAAUCAAGAUCUUCAUUCCCCAUCCAAUCAAAGGCUACGCUCCUCGUCCAAUCAAAGUCUUCGAAGCCAGCAUUGGGAAAAAUAAGGAAGUACUUUCUCCUGAAGAACUUCCAAUGGCCCACAAUUGGCGAGCUUUUAUAAUUAAAUCCUUUAUAGCAACUUCGCUUAUGCGUGUUUAGUGCAAAAUCCUCCCGACGGUUAUUUGACCAUUUUCCCGUCGACCUAUCCAGCAGAAACUUGGCACAUAGAAUUUAAAAAAAAACAAAUUAAAGAAUAAAAUAUAUCGCUUUUUUUUAAACAAUGAAAUCCAGAGAGAUACAAUUUUUGACUGGGACUCAAAAAGGAACGAAAUACACCUAAUGUAUUAGCAAAAUGCACCUAAUGUAUUAGCAAAAUACACCUUAUGUAUCAGCAAAAAAGGAACGAAAUACACCUAAUGUAAUAGCGAAAUAUACCUGAUGUAUUAGCAAAAUACACCUAAUGUAUUAGCGAAACACACAUAAUCUUUUAGCGAGAUUUAACUUUGAUGAUAUUCAGAAAUCGUCAGAGAUCAUGUACAAAUUUAUCAAGAAACGAUCAUUCAAUGGAAAUUAUAUCACGUGUCCCUAUUUCAGUUGCCUGCAUCUUGAUUGCCAUCAUCGUGUGGGGAGCAGACGUCCACCAGCCGAUGAGAUCCUUCGGUUAUGAAAUCGGCUUUUCCUUCAUUCUGAGCAUCGUUGGAGGGGUUCUCAUUGCUGUCGGCGGAGGUCUCAGUUUUCUCAACAGAUUUGCAAUUUCUCCUUAGUUUAUAAACAGUCCAUUUCAAAGCUAGUUAAACGAUCGAGGCGUUCAUAAGUCGUACAUCUACGACAGCUUGACUUAAGGCUACACCUGUGGGAGCGUUUCUACGCCUCCUCGCGCUGGUAACGUCUCACCAUCUUCAAAAUUUUAAUCUCCUGAUUCGCUUGAAGAAAUUUACCACAUCCAUAGUGGAUAUUUAUCUACUUACAUGUGUGCAUUUGUUGUUCACUUUUUUUCCUCUCAUCAACAGUGACCAAUAUUAGGAAAUGUAGUCAUGCGUACCAGGAAAGACAAAUGUAAAUAUUCUUAAUAAUAUUAUUUAUUUCUAAUUUUCUUAUUGUCAUUGCUAACUUUAUUUCACUUUGAGACUGACUAACGCAUGUAUUUUAUUAUAUUAUUAUUAUCAUUAUUACCAUACGAUAACUGUUAACAUAUAACUGCCCCCCCCACCCCCCGAAAAUCUGAACUGCCACCCCAGGGGAACAUUUCUGAAAGAAACACUGAGUGUACCUGAAAUAUCUUUAUGUUAUCAUGUCCAUUCUAUCAUUUUCACAACUUAAAAAUGAAUGAAUGGCUGAAGACACAUUUCACGGUGGUCUGACUUUUUCGUGUUUCUAAAUGUUGAAUUCCGCACGACAAGAGAUUCUUUUAAACUAAACUUCCUCCCUCCGAGUCUUGAGUCUUCCCAUUUCUAAUUUUACGUUUUAUUUAUCUGCGCGUUUGUCUUCAUUUGUUAAAUUACUUAAAUGCCUAAUUUGAAGAAAAUUUAACAGUAGAUAAUACCUAUUAUUUUAUGUAAGGGUGCAUGUAUUUUGGGGGGGGGGGGGGGUGGAAAUGAAUGGGAUCUAAAAAAAUAGAAAAAAAACAAAAAU
Messenger RNA from Lymnaea stagnalis (great pond snail), 17809 nucleotides. Lineage: Eukaryota; Metazoa; Mollusca; Gastropoda; Lymnaeidae. The record is from the annotation of a GenBank genome assembly.